GCCUGAGCGGCGGCGGCGGCGGCCGCGGGAGCCGCGGGGAGCGCGGGGGCGGCCCGGAGCGCCCGGGGUCCCCCGCGCCCCGCUCGCUCGCCGCGCUCCGAAGAUGGUGGCGGCGCCGUGCGCUCGGAGGCUGGCCCGGCGCUCGCACUCGGCGCUGCUCGCGGCGCUCACCGUGCUGCUGCUGCAGACGCUGGUCGUGUGGAAUUUCAGCAGCCUCGACUCCGGGGCCGGGGAACGCCGCGGGGGAGCAGCGGUCGGCGGCGCGGAGCAGCCGCCCCCGGCCCCGCGCCGCGAGCGCCGGGACCUGCCCGCCGAGCCGGCUGCAGCCCGAGGAGGAGGCGGCGGAGGCGGAGGCGGAGGAGGACGGGGGCCGCCGGCGCGGGCGCGGGGAGGCGGCCCCGGAGCACCCCGCGCGCAGCAGCCGGCCAGCCGAGGGGCACUGGCCGCGCGGGCGCUGGCCGCACAACCGAGCCCCGUGAUCACCCUGGAGGCCCAGGAUGGCUACUUCUCUCACCGGCCAAAAGAGAAAGUGCGAACAGACAGCAACAAUGAGAACUCUGUGCCCAAGGAUUUUGAGAACGUGGACAACAGCAACUUCGCACCCAGGACUCAAAAGCAAAAGCACCAGCCCGAGCUGACGAAGAAGCCCCCGAGAGGACAGAAGGAGCUUCUGAAGAGGAAGCUGGAGCAGGAGGAGAAAGGGAAGGGGCGUCUGUCCCCAGGGAAAGGUACCAACGAGGUGCUGCCUCCCGGUGAGAGAGCCCCGGUAAACGGCAGCCGAGGGAAGGAUGCCCCCAGACAGCCCCACGCCCGGAAGAGUGGGAGCAACUCCCCGGAGAUCAAGUCUGACCGGCCCCUCAGGUGUGACAUCUCGGGUAAGGAGGCCAUCUCCGCCCUGACCCGCUCCAAGUCCAAGCACUGCCGCCAGGAGAUCGGGGAGACCUACUGCCGCCACAAGCUUGGGCUGCUGAUGCCCGAGAAGGUCACUCGGUUCUGCCCUCUCGAAGGCAGCAAGAAGGUGGAAAGUUUCUUUACUUGUCAAGAAGUUAGAAAACUUUUGGGGCUGGAUGAUGGUGAUACAAAUGAGCAGGGCUGGCUCAUGGACAGACGUGCCAGCUGGACAGUCGCUCAGAGCCCACGCCCAGAAGGGCCUGCAUUUGACUUAUUGCUCUGAUUUCACUCUCUUGAAAUUCUUCAUCAUUUUUGAACAAGAGGCCCCGCAUUUUCAUUUAUACUGGGCCGUGCAAAUUAUGGAGUCCAACCUGCGAAAGUGGAAGGAACGGGGCAGUGACAUGGCCCAUGGAGGUGUGGUCAAAGGUGAGGCAGAGUUGAUGUAAAAGGAAAUGGUGAGAAUUUCUGGGACACAGACCAGUUAUAACUGGAAAAAUAUGUGUAUCUGUUUGUGUGCUUGUAUGCGUCGUAAGAAUCGGUGGUCAGGCAGGGCAGAAUGUCUAAUCAGAUGGCUCUUUCUGGAAGGCAAGUGACUAUAUUUGGGUGGCUGAGUUUCUCUUAAACCCGGGGUUGCUCAACUAUGGCACCCACUCCUGUUGUGUAAGUCAAGUUUUGCUGGAAUGUAGCCACAUGCGUUUGGUUAGGUGUUGUCUGGGGCUGCUUUCUCAUACGUGGGCAGAGUAGAGUAGUUGCAGCAGAGACUAUAUAACCCACAAAGUCCAAAAUGUUUACUCUCUGGCCCCUUACAAAAGAAGUUUGCUGAGCCCUGUCUUAAACCAAGAGGGGCUUCAUCCACCUGGCUGCACGAGGGCCUCAGAAGUGCUGUCCCAGCUGGGAAGCCACUUUCCCAUCUACAGACGAGAGGGGAGAAUGGAUUUUGAUGGGUGGUUAGCUGUUUCUGCCACACCCAUUGACUUCAAGAGAUUGAACCAUUUGCUCACAGAGAGAGGUCCACCUGACUUGAAAGUAUUAAAGUGCAUGUUCUUUUUUUGAUCUGAUAUAAAAACAUGUACCUGUCACUUCCCCAUUUCUCCAACAUCCUCUGCUUUUCCUCUCUUCAAUAAAUAAAUAUGCAUAGUUUCUCUUUUGUCAGUCUUAUUCCAGGAGCUGACACCAUGGUUUUUGAGGGAUGUGAAAUAAGAAAUGAAGUCUGCUUGUGUCGAAAAAGAUACUACAAAUUUAUUCUAUAAAUACUGAAUCAGGGUAUACUAUGUGUUA
This is a messenger RNA of Physeter macrocephalus (sperm whale), 2169 nucleotides long. Its product is annotated as xylosyltransferase 1-like. Gene Ontology annotation, biological process: heparan sulfate proteoglycan biosynthetic process; chondroitin sulfate proteoglycan biosynthetic process. The record is from RefSeq and is a predicted model, not a curated record. Bases 104 to 1174 code for a protein of 356 amino acids. The transcript is spliced from 4 exons. Gene Ontology annotation, molecular function: protein xylosyltransferase activity. Lineage: Eukaryota; Metazoa; Chordata; Mammalia; Artiodactyla; Physeteridae.